CACGUUCGUAAGUAGUGCUUAGGGUUCUUCGACGAGAGCGCGAGGAGCCGCAUCGGCGGCACGGGAGAUGAUAUCAGCUUGCGCUUGCGAUUUUUCAUCUUCAGUGACCAGGAUCGUGCGAGGGAGUAUUUCGAUCCGCGCUUUGUCUUCGCUAGCAAGAGAUAUGAAUCGUGAAGUGGAUCUAAGAGCUGCAUUGGGUGUGGUACGCGCCGAGAAGAGAAUGAGAAGGACACAAAAUGCAGUGCCGACUGGACAAACGAUGAAGCACCAUGGAAUGCAGCUUUGGAGGCCCAAAGUUACGGCUCAAUGUGUAUCUUCCGAUGCUGGAACUUUGGAACCAAAUGUUGUUACCAGCACGGGAUCCUUGGACCAACUUACAGCCGUCUUUGAAGAUGUCACGAGCAACAAACCGGAGAACAAGUUCUCGGCUUCUGUAGAGGUGAAUCAAGCGGUUAUUCAGUCAAUCAAAGCGAAAAGAAACAAAAUGAAGCGAAAAAUUGAAGCGGAAUCCAAUACCUCGUUGACAUUUUCGAAGCAAAAAUCAGGAUUCUACAUAGUUGUUGAGGGUCUGUCGGACGAAGCCGUGCAGCAAGCUACAAGGCUUUUACAACCGGUGAUAGACAAGAAAGACACCAAAGCUGAGUCAGUUACGGAAAAGUCUGCUAGCAGUAGGAGCUCUUCUCUGAACCCAGCUUCGACAAAACGAUUAGCGAGUGGGAGUUUGCAAUGGAUGCCGAAAGCAGUGAGAACCAUGCACACCGUAGCAGAUGAAUGUAAAGAUGUCAGUGAUGUCGAACCUAACGACAGCGAAAUGGUCUCUGGCUCUAUACAGGUUGACAAGAAGCUGCUACGUCUAGUUAAAGGACACAAGAAUGAAGUCAAACAACGGAUUGAAAAAGACACAAACACAACCAUACGCUUCGGAAACCCUGUCGUUGUGGAGGGGUCUUCCGAGGAUUCGGUAAAUAAAGCGCUAGAGGAGAUACAAAGAAUAGUUGAGGAAGGUGUGAACGACGCGAAAUUUCAGUACUCGCAUUUCCUUUCUCUGCCACUUAGCGUCCAUCCUUCUCUGGUCCAAAAACUGGAGGCCUUUCAAGAAUCCGUACUAGUAUCGCUGGGAAUUCCUCUCGUUGAUGAAGAACAAACAGCAGCAGCUGAUGCAGAGGAAACACCAGAACAGGAGGCGCCAGAAGAGGAAGCAGCAGCUGCAGCAGCAGAAACUGUGACUUCCGGAGUGGAGGAACAUGUGGAUGAUACUCGCUCGGUCGAAGCAGCAGUAGAGGACGCGUUUCGUCAGUCUGUCCUCGGUUCGUUGGGUAUGCAGCCAAAUGAAGGAGAUGAAACUGAUGCCGCUACUCAAGGAACUGUACUUUCGGAGAUACAAGUCGAGGAAGAACCAGCAGCCACGGAAACCGUAGGCGAGGAAGAAACAGAAUCAGGAAGUCAGUUGCACGUAGAAGAUGAAACACUGGCCACUGAAGCCGAGGAAACUGUUGCUGAAGAGGUAACGGAAACAGAUAACACCGCCGCAUCAGAAACCCUGGAAACCGUAGCUGCUGACGAGGAUACGGAACAGGAACAGCAAAAUGCUGUUUCUGAGGUGCGGGUGGAAAUGGAAACAACCGCAGAUUUGCCUGAAGAGAAAGCGGAAGGAACCGAGCCACUGCAAGACGUGCCUCUAACGCUAAAAAAGAAGAAAGAUUCUGGAGUCGAGAAAUCGAUCUUUAUCAAGCCUACGAGAUUUCACUUGACGGUUUUAAUGCUGAAGCUCUGGAAUGAAGAGCGCGUGGAGAAAGCCCGUGGCGUUUUGGAGAAAUGCUUGCCAGAUGUAGCUGCAGCUUUGGACGAAAGACCGGUCUCGGUGUCCUUGAAGGGAUUGGAGAUCAUGAGGGGAAGUCCCAAAAACACGCGUGUGCUGUUUGCAAAGGUGGCGGACGCUGAUGGUGGAAGUCGACUUUCAAAAGUUUGCCAGGUCAUGAUUGACGCUUUCGUUGAAGCCGGCCUAGUGCUUGGAAAAGAUGGCGAGCAAGAACUAAAGUUGCACGCGACAGUUAUGAACACAAGCCACAGAAGGAGGUACUGUCAGUCAUGUUCUUUUUCCUUUCUUUUUGUGAUUGUGGGUGUUGACUCUGUGCUGCUCGCAGCAAAAGUCGAUACAGGAACAAGGGAUUCGAUGCCACGGAUAUCCUCGCGAAGUUUGGAGAAGAGACCUGGGGCGACUACCAAAUCAUGGAGGCACACCUCUCGGAGCGUUUCAAGUAUGAUGAGAAUGGUUACUACCACUGCUGUGGCUCUAUACCCUUCCCUGGAAGCACUGUUGAAACGGGCGUAUCGCAAGGAACAAGCCAACACGAUACUUAGUGAGGUAGAGCAAAAGAAGAAUGCAAUUUUUUUUCUACCUGGGAGAUUGAUUGUAUGUGAUUGUUUUGCUCCAUAAUAUAUCUGCCAUGGCUUUGAAUUA
This is a messenger RNA of Selaginella moellendorffii, 2461 nucleotides long. RefSeq lists its product as uncharacterized. Gene Ontology annotation, cellular component: nucleus. The record is from RefSeq and is a predicted model, not a curated record. The transcript has 20 exons. The coding region runs from base 68 to 2437 and encodes 789 amino acids. Gene Ontology annotation, molecular function: RNA binding. Gene Ontology annotation, biological process: DNA alkylation repair; regulation of DNA-templated transcription. Lineage: Eukaryota; Viridiplantae; Streptophyta; Lycopodiopsida; Selaginellales; Selaginellaceae.